UCUGGCUCUCACUCAUGCCUGCACGUGCAUGUGAGCGACAAGACGAGAAGACACUUGGAGGAAAGUUGUAUGCGAAAGGAAAUCGUCGGAGGAAACCUGGCCAGAAACGGAGUGGAGCUGCAGCAUGGACCGAGACGAAGGAGUGAUGAGCACCAGCCUUGAUGCUCCUUCGAGUCCGAGGCAGCUGACUGGGUUGGGGAUGAACUGUCUUCUCGGUGAAAAAUACAGACACCCUGGUCCAGGUCUCGCAAGUCCUCAGGAAUACAACCAGUGGCUGCCUUAUCGCCAUGACGCCAGCCUCCUGCCCAUGAAAGAAGACCUGGCUUUCUGGCUCAACUCCAUGAUGGGUGUGGACCUCACCGCAGACGAUCUCGUGGAGAGGUUGGAUAACGGCGUUGUCCUCUGUCAGAUGGCGCAGCUGCUCCAGGAGAAGAUGAUCGGCGGCAGCGGCGGCAAGUCUUUUAUAAGACGAGUGAUCCACUGGCGACCUGAUGCCACUUCCGGAUCGUUUUUCGCCCGAGAUAACGCAGCCAACUUCCUCUACUGGUGUCGCAAGAUUGGCGUGGAUGAGGCUUACCUGUUUGAGUCUGAGGAUUUGGUCCUUCACAAGCAGCCUCGGGAGGUUUGUUUGUGCCUGAUGGAGCUGGGAAGGAUCGCAGCCAGGUAUGGAGUGGAGCCUCCAGCGCUGGUGAAGUUGGAGAGAGAGAUAGAGAGGGAGGAGGCGGGUUGCUUAUCUCCAUCGUCCCCUCUGCCCCUUUCCUUUUUUCCCCCUUCACCAUUGUCCUCACCAACACAGACAUCCCGGCCCACAGCCCCCUCUCCUCCUCCUCCCUCUCCACCUGUGCCCCUCACUCCAAGCACAACCUGUGUGUCUGAACCCCUCGCUUCCUCUGAUCUUCCAUCAGCCACAACAAACCCAGUGCCUCCAUGUUUACCCCCUCCCCGCUCCUCCAUCCCAGCCUCUAACCCUUCUACAGCCACGGCCUCAACACAAACACCUUUGUUCUCCUCUCCCUGCUCUGUUAAUGCACCUGCUUCGCUGCCACUAACGGCGCCAUCACCUGGCCAAACCCAGGAAGUCUCUUCUACCUCAGUAAACAACCACACUGCACCACUUACACCUCCCGUCAAAUCCCCACCUGCAGCGCAAACGCCGCGAUCCUCAAGCAGAUCCACAAGCAGGAGGAGCACGAGCACCAACAACAUCUUAGAUGAUAUAGUGAGAAACAUCAUUGAAAAUCCCCCCUGCAGCUGCGCCACCAGGUUCCCUGUGGAGAAGCAACCUAAAGGCUGCUACAGAGUCGGGGAUAAAGUUCUUUACAUACGGAUGCUGAACGAGCGUCACGUGAUGGUGCGCGUGGGCGGAGGCUGGGAGACGUUCAUCAGUUACCUGCAGAAGCACGACCCCUGCCGAGGAGGCGUGGCCGGCAGGUCCGAGGUCAAGGUGUGCAGGUUGAAAGCAAAGGCGCCCACUUUGAACAUGUCGCCCGACAGCUACAUGGUGGUCGGCUCCACCAGGAAGUAGACUCUUUUCGAGAGCUACGUCACAGAAAUGUGCGCGUGCAGCUUUAGGGUCAGAAAAACACACUCGUACCAUUAACUUGUACAACUGUCCGACACAUGAGAUGCCUACAUGUUAUCACAAGUUAUCAUUCAUCAUCUCUGUCAGUUAGAUUACGGUGAAAAGCCUACGCUAUGAAACCUACGCUGCUUGGAAGCAGUUAGCUUGUAGUUAGCUGCCGGCCGGCUAGCGCGUUGACAAGUAAACAUGGUGUGCUAAAAGCGUUCCUUGUAAGACUUGUAUGCGCGUAGACUUUCUGACUUUCGUGGACACGCUAGGUUUAUAGCUAAUAUUAGCAUUAUUAUAUAUUAUAUAUUAGCAUAUUAUUAGCAAGUGGCCAGCCAUUCUCUACAGGUAAGAGUGAAUAGCUAGCCACUUGCUAAUAUUAUCUAUCUACUAUCUCUUGCCAUCAGCUAGUACUAAUUUAUUAUUAGUGCUAGUAUUGUUCGCGUCCCUAUAUCGGCAACGAAAGAACAUAUUCAGAAUUAUUCGGCGAAGGACAUACAUGUUAUUCGCUUACCUGUUGUGACGUUUUCUGAGCCCAAACUGCGUGCGCAUUCUCGCUAGGCUUGGAAUGUUUACAUGUAUACAAUGAAAGGGUCUAUUCAAACCAUUUCCAAAAGGAAAGAUGUGUGUGUGUGAAGACGUGAGGAUGUAAAAUCACACAACAAAGGUAAUUAAAGAUCCAAAGUGUCAAAUUUAGGUAGAUAAGAUUAAAUAAUGAUACUUGUUUUUUGUAAUGUAAAACAACAACACUGUGGGUUUUUUUUAUGGUAGCCCACAAUGGACAAACUAAGCAUCUUUUAAGUUUGACUUUGAGGGCAAUUCACAGCACACAGUGUAAAUGUGGGAGCUGAAAGUUGCUCUGAUUGUGAGCAGAUUAACACAUAUUUACCAUAAUAUAUAGUUUUUUGUUAAUUGAUUUUAUAAAAUAUUUUAUAAAAAGGAAAUCGGUAUCAAAGUAUCAUAUUGAGCCUCACAUAGGAAUAAUGUUUCCUUAUUAUUUCUUUAUCCACCUGUGACAAUAAAGCUCCACGACUGCUCGUAUGCAAUACUUAGUCUUUUUUGGAUUAACUGAGAAUGUCAAUGGUGUUAAUUUUCAUAUUUUUUUUUACAGUAACUUGUUGCGUUAGUCAUAUCAUCGUACUGUAGUUUGAUUUUGUAUUAUUUUAGACAUUAAAAGCUUAUAACAUGGUUUUACAUAGAUGUGUGUGUGCUAUCAUUUUUCAUUUUAAAAUUCUUUUCAUGCACAAUUUACUUCUUUCUUCCUCCACCUGAUCUGUCACCUUCAUGAAAUGAGUGUCCACUGCUGUUCUGUUCAUUUAUUAACAUAAUAUAAACAUAUGCAGGUGUGCAGCAUUAUUUAUUUUGUUCAGUAACGAUAGGAAAAACUGAACACAGGAACAUCCCCAAUGUUUUUGUGUUUUUUUAAAUGUAUUUCAUAAAACUAUGAAAAAUCCUGCUAUCGUCCAUCUAGUGUAAUUUAUGAU
Molecule: messenger RNA, 3051 nt
Organism: Solea senegalensis (Senegalese sole)
Lineage: Eukaryota; Metazoa; Chordata; Actinopteri; Pleuronectiformes; Soleidae
Product: growth arrest-specific protein 2-like
Exons: 8
Coding region: 125-1525 (466 amino acids)
Biological process (GO): actin crosslink formation
Cellular component (GO): actin filament
Molecular function (GO): microtubule binding; cytoskeletal adaptor activity; actin filament binding
Source: RefSeq, a predicted model, not a curated record